AAUGCCGUUUGGUAAGGUGAAAAUUUGCUAAACUUAUUCAGUUCGAUGGGAACCUCACGUCCGUGCAAAUCGAUCAUGUGCAUCCCCUUACUGUUGUUGGCCAUUGGAUUCUCCUCCGUUUUAUCCAUCGCAGGCCAACCGGAGGGCAGGAUAAUCAAUGGCACCACGGUAGACAUAGCCCGGCAUCCGUAUCUCGUGUCCCUUCGCUAUCGCCGGGAUGAGGAGUCCAGCUACAAGCACGAGUGUGCCGGAGUGAUCAUCUCGGAGCAGGCACUGCUCACCAGUGCCCAGUGUCUUCAUGGCCUACCGGAGGGCACUAAACUCAUGGCUGUGGCUGGUGCAAAUACCCGCAAUGGCACCGAUGGCUUCAUUUACCCCGUCUCCAAUUGGACCCAUCAUCCGAGCUACGAUCCCCUCGUCGUUGACUAUGACAUUGGGGUCUUGUUCCUGGACACUCCCCUGAACCUCACCCACUUUGGCAUCAGCUCGAUUGGCAUCCGUCCGGAGCGACCGGCAGUGGGUCGACUGGCCACCGUAGCCGGAUGGGGAUAUCGCGAGGAAUGGGGACCCUCCAGUUACAAGCUGGAGCAGACCGAAGUGCCAGUGGUGAGCUCGGAGCAGUGCACCCAGAUCUACGGCACGGGUGAGGUCACCGAUCGCAUGAUCUGUGCCGGAUUCGUGACUCAAGGAGGCAGCGAUGCCUGUCAAGGCGACACCGGUGGCCCCCUGGUCAUCGACAAUCAACUGGUGGGUCUGGUGUCCUGGGGACGAGGCUGUGCCCGGCCCAACUACCCCACCGUCUACUGCUACGUGGCCAGUUUGGUGGAUUGGAUCGAAGAAACAAUCGCCGCUGCCGGAGCGCAAUAAACAUUUUCCGUUUCUAAUCUUCAAGUGGCCAACGCUCGGAUAGAGCUACCUAAUUCAAUAAUAAAAUCGUAAUCAAACAAACCCUA
Messenger RNA from Drosophila elegans, 953 nucleotides. RefSeq names its product trypsin eta (gene kappaTry). Lineage: Eukaryota; Metazoa; Arthropoda; Insecta; Diptera; Drosophilidae. Gene Ontology annotation, biological process: proteolysis. The transcript has a single exon. Bases 46 to 867 code for a protein of 273 amino acids. Gene Ontology annotation, molecular function: serine-type endopeptidase activity. The record is from RefSeq and is a predicted model, not a curated record.